CUCUCUCUCUCUCUCUAUAUAUGGCAUGACCAAUGUGAACAAAAACCUCUUCUAGUUUCAGUCCUAUUAGUUUUUAUAAGCUCCACUUCAGGCACAUUUCAGUGCAAACACAUAAUCCUCAUUUUUCGUUUUGUUUCUUGUGAGCUUUAUUUCCAUCAACAAGGUCGGCUAUUGCAUUUAAAACAAAAUAUUUUGGACUUUUUUGUGACUAAGGAAAUCGACCCUUUGGUUGAAUAAACGUAACUUUGUAGUUCCCACACAAAAGUUAAGGGUAUUUUGUGUUUUAUUGUCUUUUGCUGCUUCUAGCUUCGUUUUGGUUGGGUAGAUGAACAACUCUAGACGGAGAAAACAAAGUCACUUUUGUUUCUGAAUUUUUUUUUCUGGUCUUUAGGCAUGUGCACUGCUUAGGAGGCCAAAAAAGGGACACAUUAUUAUUAGUAAUGGUAUGACAUAUUCAUGCAAUUCUCUAUUUCAACUAUAGUCUGGAGUGAGAGAACCUUUCGAUCAGAAAAUUUGGAAAGGAAGACCUCAAAUAUUAGUUAGUUCAGUGUUUGGUCCAGCAAGAUCCACCAAAAAGAUUUGAUUUUGCAGUUCAUUUUACAUCUUAUUGGUAACACAAACCUCUGAUCAAAAGGGUCAAAUUCGGUAGUUGUGUUAGAGGAAUGUGGAAGGCCUAAGAUUUAGAGGGCUCAUAUAGUGGUGUGUGAUGUGUUUAGUUUAUUUAUAGGCAUCAAGCCUGGAUUAGAAAGGAGGACUCACCUAUUGGAAAGUUCAUAGAACUAGAAGCAAAUAAAGCAUUGGAGAUUUCAUUUCAAGGCUUGUGUUUAUGCACUGUGGGAAGCAUCAUGGGAUUAGUCAGUAAUGAAUACUCAAAUGGAUCUGUUCAGAGCUGCAAUGGAUUAGAGGAGAAGCUUGAUGAUCUUCGCGGCCUUGUUGGCAAGGCUGAUGGUGAUCCUUUGAGAAUAGUGAGUGUUGGUGCUGGUGCUUGGGGCAGUGUUUUUGCAGCUUUGCUGCAAGAUACUUAUGGCCAAUUCCGCGACAAGGUGCAAAUCAGGAUAUGGAGAAGGCCAGGAAAGACAGUUGAUAGAGCCACUGCAGAGCACCUCUUUGAAGUUAUCAACUCAAGGGAGGAUGUGUUGAGGAGAUUGAUCAGGCGCUGCGCUUAUCUGAAAUAUGUUGAGGCUAGACUUGGUGACAGGACUCUUCUGGCUGAUGAGAUUCUGAAGGAUGGGUUUUGCUUGAAUAUGAUUGACACACCACUUUGUCCAUUGAAGGUGGUCACAAACUUGCAAGAAGCUGUUUGGGAUGCUGACAUUGUAGUUAAUGGUUUGCCUUCAACCGAAACACGGGAGAUUUUUGAAGAGAUUAGUAAAUAUUGGAAGGAGAGAAUCACAGUGCCAGUGAUAAUCUCUUUGGCAAAGGGUAUAGAGGCUGCAUUAGAGCCUGUUCCCCAUAUUAUAACCCCCACAAAAAUGAUUAACCAAGCAACUGGAGUGCCUAUGGAGAACAUACUGUAUCUUGGUGGUCCAAAUAUUGCCUCAGAAAUAUACAACAAGGAGUAUGCCAAUGCCCGAAUUUGCGGAGAUGAGAAAUGGAGAAAACCUCUUGCAAAGUUUCUACGACAACCACAUUUUAUUGUCUGGGACAACAGUGACCUUGUCACCCAUGAGGUCAUGGGUGGCUUGAAAAAUGUCUAUGCAAUUGGUGCAGGAAUGGUAGCAGCCCUUACCAAUGAGAGUGCUACCAGCAAAUCUGUAUACUUUGCACACUGCACAUCAGAGAUGAUAUUUAUCACUCAUUUGUUGGCUGAAGAACCUGAGAAACUUGCAGGGCCACUAUUGGCUGACACUUAUGUGACUUUACUAAAAGGUCGUAACGCAUGGUAUGGUCAGAUGUUAGCUAAGGGUGAAUUAAGCCCAGACAUGGGUGACAGCAUCAGUGGCAAAGGAAUGAUUCAGGGUGUCUCUGCAGUGGAGGCAUUUUUUGAACUUUUGAGCCAUUCAAGCCUGAAUGUGUUGCAUCCUGAAGAAAACAAGCCGGUUGCUCCUGUUGAACUCUGCCCCAUCCUGAAGACACUGUAUAAAAUAUUGAUAUCCAGGGAACAGUUAUCGGAAGCUAUUCUCCAAGCUCUUAGGGAUGAAAAUCUGAAUGAUCCUCGGGAACGCAUUGAGAUUGCACAAAGCCAUGCUUUCUACAUGCCUUCACUUCUUGGACAACCCUGAUUAUUUAUCAUAUAUAUAUAUAUAUAUAUCCUAGUUAGUGUGUAUUAGUAAGCUCCAUUUUAGGACAAAAAUAUCCAAUUAUCUCUUCUUUUCAUUAACUUUUUAAUACCUAUUAUAGUAAUUAAAUGCUUUCUGUUUUAAAAAAUAAAUUAAAAAGAUAUUUCUCUCAUCUGUGUCACGUUUAGGUGACUUCUUUCACAUAGCAUUCGUAAAUUCCUCUUAGUCCGUAGUUCAUGAUGUGGUUCUUGUUGCUCAUAGUUCUCUCGUCCUACCUAAAUUUACAGGCACCCUUUUCUUUAUAAGGA
Messenger RNA from Glycine soja, 2527 nucleotides. Its product is annotated as probable glycerol-3-phosphate dehydrogenase [NAD(+)] 1, cytosolic. Gene Ontology annotation, molecular function: NAD binding; glycerol-3-phosphate dehydrogenase [NAD(P)+] activity. Lineage: Eukaryota; Viridiplantae; Streptophyta; Magnoliopsida; Fabales; Fabaceae. Gene Ontology annotation, cellular component: cytosol; glycerol-3-phosphate dehydrogenase (FAD) complex. The transcript has 5 exons. Gene Ontology annotation, biological process: glycerol-3-phosphate catabolic process; carbohydrate metabolic process. The record is from RefSeq and is a predicted model, not a curated record. The coding region runs from base 846 to 2222 and encodes 458 amino acids.